UGUUUCGGUGUUGCUGCUCGGCGUCCUCGUCCCCUUCCGGGGACGGGACACAGCCCGGCCCUCGGUUCGGCUCAGCCCGGGCGGAGGGGCUGCCUGGCCCGGCCGUGCCCCGGGGAAGGGCGGCAGGCGCCGUAGCGAGCUCCUGCCUCUGGGGAUGGUGCAGUCCGCGUGUCGGGCACAGCCGCAGCGCUGAGCGACAGCCAGGCAAAGGCAAAGCGGGCGGCUGGCAGCGCCUGCACGGGCACGCAGUGGGCGAAGGGUACCCCCAAAACGUCCUGAGAACGACCAGGACUCACGUCUGGUUGGUUGGUCUGGGUCUGACAGCUGUCUGAGCUCCGCUUCCGAAGCAGAUGCAGCAUAACAAGCGCAUUGAAAUACUGUUUGUUCCGCGCUCGCUUGCUCGCUGACCUUGCUUCGCUCACUGACAUCUGGUCGGACAGAAAAAUAGCCUGCCGUCUGCCUGGGUGUUUAUAGCAGUUCGGCUCCUUGCGGUGCUGCAACAGCUGCUGGUGCCCCUAGAGUUGGAAAUAGGGCAUGGCUGCUAUUUUGGACUGCACCAGCACUGCUACUGAGUCCUGCUAGGUAAAGCCAGAUUACUAAAAAAAAAUAUAUAUAUAUAUAUUUUGUGAGUGCUCGCCGUGUAGUUGUGAACAUUAAUUAAAAUACAGCCUUGUGUAGAUAUUUGGGUUUCUUAAAGUUUUGAUGAUUCUAUUGUUUGCCUGUUGGUUUUCGUGUUCUAAUUGCUUUGGUGUUCUGAGAAACAAUGUAGCUCAGAUAUCUGUCUCUUAAACGCUAACGCUUACGUGACGUACCUGUCUUAAUCAGGUUUGUUAAUGACAUGUUUGCUAAUAGAGACACCAUACAAGUGACCACUGUCAGGUGGAUUUGAUGUAUGUAUAAGCUGUAAUAAUUACAUGUUGUGACAAGAGCACGUGUAUAGUACAGAACUGAUCUUCAGUGUAUUGCGUACAUUAACGUGAUUUAAAUACUGAGGGCGUUGGAAUAGGCUUUUCUCUUUGCUUUUGUUUCCUAAUUGCUUAGGCCUUCACGUGACUGACUGCAGCAAAGCAGGCUGUGCUCAGGAUCUCGCUGGGUUUUAAUAUCAAAUGCUGAAGUUUGAAAACUGUCUUCUGUCAAGGCAGAAAAAACUUAAAAAUCAGAUAAAAUCCCAGCUUUAAAAUGUUCUGCUCCAGCAGUCCAGAACCUCUGUCUGACCUUGGUUCUGUUCUUUGAUACAUGUAUUUUUUUUCUUUUAGGCAGAAAACAUUAUAGCAAUGAAAAUGAUUUUAGUUGCUGUGUGAUAAAUGAUCAGAUGCCUUUUUUAAGCGAUCUGGUGUAGAGGGGAGCAAAAUUAUAAAGGCAGCAAGUUGCUGUGGUUUGUUUUUCCCUUCCCCUGGAAGCUUCCUGGCAAGUGCUGGUGAGCACCUGCAGCCCUCGCAGUAAGUGCCUGCAGCCGAGCUGUGCGUGCUGCCAUAGAGCCAUACCACUCACAAAGGAGCUGUGGCAGUGCUGCCUCAGUGCCACACGCCGCUCGCAGAGGCAGAAAUCAUGCAAAUGUUCACACGUGCUGUGUUCUGCAUAGCAGCUGCACCGCAGGAUACAGGCAGUCAAGUGUGCGGUCACCUGCUUCCAGUCGCGAUGAAUUAAUAGCAGAGGGAGGCAGAGCAUUCCGCCUGUGGUGUGUGCUCUCCUGCGGGCCUUGGAGGCCCUGCGAGGACGGCAGCCCCACGCAAGUAGCUGACCUGGAAAGACUUGACAUUGGUUGGGUUGCUUGUUUGUUUGUUUGCACGAUCUUGUUUGCUUAAAACUAUAGUUAGUGAGAUUGCAAUGCCCAGAUGUGUUGGGAAGAGGUACUGUGUGGUCUUUGCUGUUGUACUGCCCGUAAGAGCCUCAUUACCACCGGCAGAGAUGGGUGGUACAGGGAAGGAAGCAGGAACUUAACAUUGCAGCCGCAUCUUUAACAGUGGGGAAAAUGUUAUAGGAUAUUUCCCCUCAAGGAGAUGGGAGGCAUGAGCGGAAAUGAAAGAAAAAGGGUCUUUUUUUGUGAAGUAAAGGAGUCUGAUCCGAAGGUGAAUUCAUCUGUUUAUUGUAAGGAAAGUUUGAAAGUUACGGUGAUAAACAUGUGGUAUUUGAGAGCAGCGUGGAGGAAAGGGGGUGUGGGGUGCUGUAAGGCAGACCCAGGGAGCAGUGCUGCGCGGUGAUGGCUUUCAGAGCACAAGGAAUGCAGGCUUCUUCCUCUGUCUGUGAAGGCACGGGGCAUGGCAGGACAUGCCACAGGGCCCCUCGGGCAGCUGGGGCAGUGGCUGCUCUGAGCACAGUCAUGGAAAUACCUCCACUCCGAUGCUGCUGGCUGCUCGGCCUUACCUUUUCUACGCUGGCAUUCUUAAAGUGAAGCGUUAAGCAUCUUAAAAUAUGGUGGUCACACUGCUUUAGCUGAGACUUCACCAGUGCCAAUGCAAAGAAGGAUCCGUGUUUCAGAGUGAUGUUGGAGUUUUUUUGUCUUUCUGCAGUAACAACAUAUCAGCUUACCAGGCUUUGAUCCAUGGUAUCAUCACGGUUUGGUUUGUGCAGCACAGCUGCCGAGUCAGCUGCUUUGUGUUGCAUGUUUGGAUCUCUGUUUCCUUUCUCAAGUAUAAAGCUGUGCUCUUGCUUCUAUUGAACUUCGGUCUAAUGACUUCAGAUCGCUUCGCCUGUUUAUUGAGCUUGGAGGACAGAACCAGAAUUCACAGCAGAGCACUCGCAGGCUCUUCCAGUUCAGCUUUGUUCAUAAACUGUAUAAACACACUGUUUCACCAUCGGAGUUAAUGAAAACAUUGCAUAAUGUCAGGGUGAUAGCAUACUGCCAAACUCGGAUGGCUUGUUUUGUACUCUUAAAGUACACUUGGUGCACAACUGGAAAAAAUCUUGUGGUUUAGAUGAAUCUACAGCGCAGUGGUAUUUGACUGUGGGAAUGUCACACAACAUCAACAAGUCCUUGCUACGGGCUGCAUAGCUCUGAGCUGCUGCUCCCCCGCCGCCCCCAGCCCUGCAGGCAUGAUCAGUUACAGGAGGACAGGCUUGUUUGUCUUUCAGCUCUUUGUGGCUGGUUUUAAUCACCUUAUUCUAGCCUUUUCUUACUUAUUACCUCGCUUUGUUUCUUCCUCUGCUACAUUUUCUUUGUGUAGAAACGAUUCUAUUUUUCACUUACAAACCAAGCAAAGUGCAGUUAGCUUAUACUUUGUGAAGCAUCACUUCCCUCCUUGAGACUAUCCUGACUGAGCGAAAUGGCAUUCUCCAUUCAGGAAAGGAGCAGUCAGUCUGAACGUUGCCUUUUCUCCUUCCUUUUUUGCAAGUCAAACUCAGAUAUGUGCCUCUGGCUCUGUUUGUAGCGAUCUGGGCAGACUGUCUUCACCUUGUUUCGUGAUUUGUUAUGGGAAGAGCUUGAUCUUUGAUUAAACAGAAGUCUGCUUGCUACCUUGUGUUGGAAACGUAUCUGAUGGAGUUCUGGAUUUAUCUGUGAGGAACGCUGGAAGAGAAAAUAAACUGAGAAGUUGAUUUAGAUGUUCUUUCUCCUCAGACUUGCAGGAGGAGGAACGUGGGGGCAUGUCCAGAGGCGUGAGGGCCGUGAGCUGAACUGCGUGCUCGGGGUGGUGGAGCUGGUGGUGAGGUCAGGAGGUCAGGUCGGGUCAUCAGCUAUAAAGAAGCAGACUUAUUUCUGUGGCCUGUGUUAACUCUGUGGAGUAGUAUUUUAGUGCUCCGUAUUGCUCUGUGAUAGAGAUGCUUCAAUUUUAUAAUAUCUUCUCGGGGAAAUGUCACCAAGCACUUAAAUUUUCUAGUGGUGAAGUGACGCAGCCCGUAAACAAAGUAAUGAACUGGAAAUGAGGUACUUCCUGCUCAGCAGAGCUGUCAUCCCCAAAGCGUUCCAGCCACGCUCCCGGCUCGGCCGCUGCAGGUGAGUGCAGGUGGGGUGGCAGUGAGCUGGCUGCCGCCGCUUCCUGGCCCCCGAGGAAGCAGUGCGGAGCUGUGCUGUGCUCCAGCACGUCCUGAACACUGCGAGCCGGGCAGCAGCGGGGGCAGGAAAGGGUGGGUAUGUGCCUGCUUUUCCUAUGGAGAUUACUUUCAAAUAAAACAGCUUAUUCCUGAAAAGAAAUGAAAACUGUUCAGGAUAAAACAAAUAAACCGUGUGCAGCUGACGCUUCUGGCUGUGUUCUUCACUGAAAUUAGAGGCUCUGUCCUUCCAGGUGAGCUGCUGGGGCUGAAGCUUACUAGAUGGGAUUUCAGUUGUUAAGAAACCAUUAUUGGACCUGAGGUCUGUGAGUUUCUAAAUGUUUUUAAAAGUAAGCUAAUGUUUAUAAAUACGAAUUCUCGUGAGAGUUGAGAGCUUGUUGCCAAAUGAAAUACUGCUUCUUAAAAUUAGGAAUCUUCCGUGAAAAUGUAACAGAAGAGAACAAGGCAGCUAUAUAACAUGUAUUUCAAUAACUUGCUGUACCUCACUGUUUACAAAAAGGUUUUGUUAUUUUGACAAAUGUCUGCCAAUAGCAACUGUUAAAUGGUGGUAAAAUAGGCAUAGCCUUUCACUUUAGCAGCAACAAGUUUCAGACACCGGUCAAACAGUUACUAGCAGCUCUUUUAGUCAAAUAGGUCUUCUAGUUCAUCUGCAGUGACAGCUUUAAUAAAUACUCUUUCUGUCCUGAUAUGAUACUUAAAAAGUAUUAGCUUUAGAUGCUAUGGGUGUCUCAGGUAUUGUCUUUCAAGGUGAUGCUAAGUUCAGUCUUUGCAGGUCAUUUAUAUUUAAUAUUUAGGCAGGAUAUUUUAUUAUUCUUAAGUUUAAGAUGUCUUAGAUGUGCACAUACAAUGGCAUGGUUGCCUUUGAACCACUGCAUGCAGAAACUUCAUGUGUGAGUAGGCAAUAAAGCUUGUCUGUAAACCUAGGUGAAUGCAGAUGCAGUUGGACUUUGGAAGGCUUCACGCUCAUUAUGGAGUCCUUUUUCUGCUUGUCCCUUGCAGGAUGGAUAUAGCUACAAGUGCACAGCCAGGUUUUCUUCUGAGGUAUGAUUAAAAACAUCCUUUUGAAAUAAAGAAAACUUAUCUGAAGUAAGGCCUCUCUGCUUGCACAUGCGACACGUCAUCUGUUUCACAUUCUGCACCCUCUGAAGUUGAGGAUUUUUUUCCAUUACAAAUGCUGGAACCAGCAAUGGAUACUUUAGAUGAGUACUUUGAGUAUGAAGCUGAGGAGUUCCUGGUCUCCUUGGCCUUGCUGAUCACCGAAGGUCGGACACCCGAACACUCGAUAAAGGGCAGAACCGAGGGCUUUCAUUGUCCUCCAGCGCAGUCAAGUCAGCCACCAACAACUAAGCAUGAAUGCAGUGACAAGCUGGCUCAGUGUCGUCAAGCCAGGCGAACCAGAUCUGAGGUUAUGCUACUGUGGAAAAACAAUACUCCAAUCAUGGUUGAAGUGAUGUUACUUCCAGACUGUUGCUAUAGUGAUGAAGGGCCUAACACAGAGGGGAACGAUUUAAAUGAUCCUGCAAUCAAACAAGAUGCGUUGUUGUUAGAAAGGUGGAUUUUGGAACCAGUUCCUCGACAAAGCGGAGAUCGAUUCAUUGAAGAGAAGACACUUUUGUUGGCUGUUCGCUCUUUUGUUUUCUUCUCCCAGCUGAGCGCGUGGCUGAGUGUUUCACAUGGUGCUGUUCCCCGUAACAUUCUGUACAGGGUGGGUGCUGCAGAUGUGGACCUGCAAUGGACGUUCUCCCAGACACCAACGGAGCAUGUCUUUCCUGUUCCUAAUGUUUCUCACAAUGUGGCCUUGAAAGUCAGUGUCCAGUCCUUACCCAGACAAUCAAAUUACCCAGUUUUGACCUGUAGUAUUCACACCAACCUUAGCUAUUAUGAAAAGCAAAUGAAGGAGCGUAAGUUACAUCAGCACAGUGAAUCCAGUGCAGCAGAACUGUGCAGUACCUCCAGUCCGCAGCGUGUCUGUGGGAAACAAGCGUGGACAAUGACACCUGAAAGCUUACUUAAUGUAAAAAAGACACCUGAAUUUACUUCCUCUAUCAGAAAUUUAAAGCUUUAUCCGUCUGCUGGUCUUGGAUCUGAUUUUGCAGCGUCACAAUCGAAAGUUCAGUGCUAUAAUGCUGCAGCAGACAGUAAGACGCAAUCUCACGAAACAGCUGUUCGAACUUUUAAAUCCUUUUCUUUGAUUGAUUCCCGUGUUUCAAAUGGUCAUUGCUCUCAUCAGUCCACAGGAGAAACCAAUCCUUUGAUAGGCUCCUUACUUCAGGAGCGACAAGAAGUCAUUGCGAGAAUUGCUCAACACUUGAUUCACUGUGAUCCAGCUACUUCCCCAGGGGUUGCUGGACGUCCCUUCAACAUACACGAAACCAGCACAGCUACACCAAAAGCUUAUCGAAGUACUUAUGAAGAUGAAAGCUUGCUGAGGAAAGGCAAGGAAACCUCACCUGUUCCUACUGUCAAUUUAGAUAAUGCAAUACAAGAAGAUGGUGGUGAAGGCAAAACUAGAGCAAUACCAGAAAUCCCACGGCUCGAUCCUCGUGCUCCAGCGAACCACUGUGGCCGUCCACCUGCAGGAGAAGGUAACCCUCUCAUUGACUCUCUGCUCCAGGAGCGGCGGGAGGUUAUAGCAAGGAUUGCCCAGCACUUGAUUCAUUGUGAUCCAGCUACUUCUCAUGUCAAUGGUCGUCCAUUCAAAGUGCAUGAGACUAGCCCAGUUACUUCAAAAAUUUUCCGAAGUACAUAUGAAGAUGAAAAUUUGCUGAAGAAAGUCAAGCAACCAUCUUCUGUUUCUUUUGCUAAAUCCAGUUUUUCUCUGCUCGAAGACAGCAGUAAAUCAAGGUUCAAAACACCUGAUACUCCGAUCAGUCCUAGGUUUGAUGGUGAAUCAAAGGCUUCUCUGAAACUUCAAGCGAGAAGAAAAUUGGUGUUAGCAAAACCCAGUGAAGCUGUCCAAAAUGCAUUUCAUCAGACUUCAAAUAAGACUUCUCAUUCAUUUACUAACAUGCACACAUCAUCACCAUGUGUUAAAGAAAAUAAAUCUGAAUUGCCGGAUAAAUUGGAAAUGAUGCAUUCUGAUUAUGUGCAGAAAGACCAGGUAACCAAUAGAAUUAAACAGUGUUCAAAUUUUAGCAGCGUUGAUGAACAGGUUUGCACAAAUAAACUUAAAGAAAGAAUGAUUGUUAGUGAGAGCAGCAACAUGGGCACUUUUAACAAUUUGCAGAUAGAUAAAUGUAGACUACUUGAAGGUACAAAAAAAGCAACUGUGAUGCAGGCAUCUGACUCUUUGCACAAGAAUGAACUCAAAUGUUCAGAUAAAGACUCAAAGAAAUCAAGUAUUUAUGAGCAAAAUACCCAGCUUAUUAGUAUUGAAAAUUAUUUAAAUAAAGACCAUGACAAUUUCAAAAAUAAAAACAGACAAGAUAAAAUGAAAGCUGCACAUGAUGAGAAUGAAGAGCCAGUAGGCCUUGAUUUCCAAAGCACUUCUCAGAAGAAGUCUACAGAAGACGGCUCUAUUAGGUGUGAGCGGCUGAAGAACCCAGAUGUGCAGAAAGCACCAGCUCUAAAACACACAAAUAUAUGGCGGAAACACAAUUUUCGGUCCUUGGAUGGAACUUCAACCAAGGCUUUUCAUCCCCGAACUGGGUUGCCUCUGCUUUCAAGUCCUGUUCCUCAGAGGAAAACACAGUCUGGGUGCUUUGAUCUGGAUUCAUCACUGCUGCAGUUGAAAUGUUUGUCUGCAAGAAGCCCACAACAAUGUAUAAACAGAGAGAGUGAUCCAGAGAGCCAUGGGAAACCAUUUCUAAGUUCUAGUGCUCCACCAGUAACAAGUCUUAGCCUUCUGGGAAACUUUGAGGAGUCCGUCUUGAAUUUUCGCUUAGACCCGCUAGGCAUCGUCGAGGGCUUCACAGCAGAAGUGGGAGCGAGCGGGGUCUUCUGUCCCACUCACAUGACUCUCCCUGUUGAAGUGUCAUUCUACAGUGUUUCAGAUGAUAACGCACCCUCUCCUUACAUGGGUGUAAUUACUUUAGAGUCCCUUGGUAAAAGGGGUUAUCGGGUACCGCCUUCAGGAACGAUACAAGUGACCUUAUUUAACCCUAACAAAACUGUGGUGAAGAUGUUUGUGGUGAUCUAUGACUUGAGAGAGAUGCCAGCUAAUCAUCAGACAUUCCUACGGCAAAGAACUUUCUCUGUUCCUGUGAGACGAGAAAUCAAGCGGACUGUCAAUAAAGAAAAUAGCCAACAGACUGAAGAAAGGCUACUACGCUACCUCAUACAUCUGAGGUUCCAGAGUUCUAAAUCUGGAAAGAUCUACCUCCACCGAGACGUUAGGCUCCUGUUCUCUCGGAAGUCCAUGGAAGUUGAUAGCGGCGCUGCGUAUGAACUCAAAUCUUACACUGAAUCUCCAACAAAUCCUCAGUUUUCCCCAAGAUGUUAGCAAACAAUGGCAAACUGAAGUAUUUGUUUUACUGUUGAUUACUCCUUACGAGAGAAAAUUGGUGAAGCUGUAUAAAAUUAAAUCUGUAAAGGAAUGAAAAUAGCGCUCGAGAGAGAAGGUUCUUGUGUGAUCCCGGACCAGUUUUGUAACAGGUUUCUGGAAUGAGCUUUGUGUAUUCCAUGUAGACUGGAAGCGUACUUCUAAUCUUUUUGUACUGUUUAAAACCACUUCAUUGGAUGUGUUGCAAUAGCAAUUUCCUAAGUUAGUUUAGUGUUUACACUUUUUAUUUUAUUUUUCAGUUAUUUAAUAUUUAAUGUUUCAUUUAAUACUCAAGUGAUGUUUGUCUUUAGUGUUCUAAUGUAGCAUAAAUCCUAUGUAAAAUCAUACUAUGUAUUUUUGGCAUUAAUAUUGAAGUCUGAAAUAUAUACAGAUGUCUUUAAUCUGUGUGAUGUUUUAAGUGAUAUUCAUUUAAGUUAUUGAAAAUGGGGACAACGGCUAAAUUUCCGUAACAUUUCAUACUAUGCAAGCAUUCGGCUUUCUUUUCUCUCUUUAACGGUUCCCUUUUUGCUUUUUCCUCUCAUACAGACUUAAUAACACUUGCGACCAUAGUGUGGGAUGUUUGUUCGCUUACCCAUGCAUUCAGAUCCUUGAUUCGGUUCGUGUUUAGCUCCCUCCAUUUCUUUCUUUCCUAAAGAGCCGCUUUGAUUUUGCUGUCUGUUGGUGUUUCAUACGAUUCCCACCUUCCACACUUGAUUUCUCAGAUUGUGCUGAAGGAUGUACUGUGCAAACAAAUUAGCAUUUAUAUCUUAAAUAUAUGCAAAAGCUAUGGAACAUGUACUUUGUUUUAUUUUUAGAUAAGGAGGAUCUUCAUGUAAUCCUAAAUAUUUUUAAUAGGUCAGUUCCAUGUAGGCCACUAGGUGGCUAUAUGAAGUUUUACUAGAGAUGCUAUGUUGGGCAUAUAAAAGCUUUCCAAUACGUGUAUUCCUAAAACAAAUCACAGUCAGAUAAACAGUUUAUGCUAAGUGUUAAACUGUGUAACUGAGAGAAAUAAAGCUAGAAGCAUUUGAUUAUA
This is a messenger RNA of Numida meleagris (helmeted guineafowl), 9500 nucleotides long. It is a transcript of the gene ATOSA, whose product is annotated as family with sequence similarity 214 member A. The record is from RefSeq and is a predicted model, not a curated record. NCBI's taxonomy places the organism in Eukaryota, Metazoa, Chordata, Aves, Galliformes, Numididae. Bases 5159 to 8428 code for a protein of 1089 amino acids. The transcript has 12 exons.